Molecule: messenger RNA, 446 nt
Organism: Medicago truncatula (barrel medic)
Lineage: Eukaryota; Viridiplantae; Streptophyta; Magnoliopsida; Fabales; Fabaceae
Product: protein DETOXIFICATION 15-like
Exons: 4
Coding region: 3-446 (147 amino acids)
Biological process (GO): transmembrane transport
Cellular component (GO): membrane
Molecular function (GO): antiporter activity; xenobiotic transmembrane transporter activity
Source: RefSeq, a predicted model, not a curated record
UCAUGGCCUUUGCCUGUGGAAUUUUAGAGUUUGCUUUCAUUAUGUCACUAUGGAAAGUUUGGGCCAAGGCUUUUAGCAAUGUAUAUGAAGUAGUUUCAUAUGUGACUUCCAUGACACCAGUUCUUGCAAUUGCCAUCUUUGUAGAUUCAUUUCAAACAACACUUCAAGGUAUUGCAAGAGGAUGUGGUUGGCAGAAACUUGGUGCAUUUGUUAAUCUAGGAUCAUUUUAUCUUGUGGGAAUUCCUUUUUCUGCUGUCUUGGCUUUUAUCUUCCACAUGAAGGGACAAGGGCUCUUUUUAGGUCUUGUGACAGCACUUAUUGUGCAAGUGGUGUGUUUUCUUAUUGUCAUUUGGCGUACCAAUUGGGAGAAAGAAGCAAACAAGGCAGCAAUAAGAGUGCAAGGAAACGGAGUCCAAGCUAAUGUACUUCCACUGCUCAAUAGUUGA